CUUCACCUCACCCUCGCUUGGCCCCUCUAACCUUCCUCUCAUCCACCUCAUCCUCCGUACAUGUCUUACCCAAGCCCGCCCGUCAACAUCUAGUCGCAAUGGGGCGCGAUCGAUAUCCAAAGCAGAGCCUUGGCUCUCUCUACCGUCAGAUCAAGGACUCGCGCGUGCUUAUGGUAGGAGCUGGUGGCAUCGGCUGCGAGCUCCUCAAGAACCUCGUCCUGACCGGAUUUGGAGAAAUCCACAUUGUGGAUCUGGAUACGAUCGAUCUGAGCAACUUGAACCGCCAGUUCCUCUUUCGCCACGAGCACAUCAAGAAGUCAAAGGCUUUGGUUGCGAAAGAAUCGGCGGGGCGCUUCAACCCGAACGUCAAGAUCGAGGCGCAUCACGCCAACAUAAAAGAUCCACAAUUCAACGUCGACUACUUCAAGAGCUUUGCGGUCGUUUUCAAUGCGCUAGACAACCUGGAAGCGAGGCGGCAUGUCAACAAGAUGUGUCUGGCUGCCAACGUCGCCCUCGUUGAGAGCGGAACUACGGGCUUCAAUGGCCAGGUUUCGGUGAUCAAAAAGGGGAAAACGGAAUGUUACGACUGCACGCACAAGGAGACCCCCAAGAGCUUUCCAGUUUGCACGAUCCGCAGCACGCCCAGCCAGCCGAUCCAUUGCAUUGUGUGGGGAAAAUCCUAUCUCCUCACCGAGAUCUUUGGCACUAGCGAAGACGACUCUCCGGAGCUCGACCACUCAGAAGACUCCGAAAACCUCAAGGAGCUCGAGAAGCUGAGACAGGAGUCUCAAGCCUUGAAAGUCAUACGAGGAUCUAUGGGCUCUGAAGAUUUCCCCCGCCUAGUCUUCAACAAGGUCUUCAAGGAAGACAUAGAGCGUUUGCGCUCUAUGGAAGAGAUGUGGAAGACGCGGAAGGCACCACAAGCGCUCGAUUAUGACAAGCUAUCACAAGAAGCACUGGGAUCAGGCACUGCUAUCGCGCAGCAGGACCAAGUUACCUGGACACUGGCCGAGAACUUCUCCGUCUUCGUCGACUCAAUCAGGCGACUGAGUAGUAGGCUGGAAGACCUGAGAGCGAGCUCGGUCACAGGCAACGCCCCUCCUAUCCUCUCCUUUGACAAGGAUGAUGUAGACACUCUAGACUUCGUCGCGGCUACUGCUAAUCUUAGGUCCUACAUAUUCGGGAUAGAGAUGAAGUCGAAGUUCGACAUCAAGCAGAUGGCUGGCAAUAUCAUUCCGGCUAUUGCCACCACCAACGCAAUGACGGCCGGCCUUGCCGUUCUACAAGGCUUCAAGAUCAUGCGUGAUGAACUGGACAAAGCUAAGACAGUAUUCCUGAAUCCCGGCAAGGGACUGACCGAGAGGGCUACUCUACCUGAGCCACCAAGACCCCCAAAGCCGGACUGCCCAGUGUGCAGCGUUGCGCAAACGAGACUUAUCGUCGACACAUCACGUGCCACGCUCAACGACCUGGUCGAAGACUUCCUCAAAUUGGAGUUGGGAUAUGGAGACGAGUUUAGCGUCAAUAGUGAAGCAGGAACUCUAUACGACCCUGAACUUGAUGACAAUCUGUCCAAGAAAUUCCCCGAACUCGGAGUCAACGGUGAUAGCUUUCUCACAAUCAUUGACGAAGAGGAUGAAAAUCCUCGGGUGAAUUUGGUUCUCGCUAUCUCCGAACUACCAUUACCGAAAGACUCGAAGCCGAUCCACCUUCCCGAGAAGUUGAGCAUCGCUCGGAAGCCAAAACAAACCCCAGCACCAUCAGAGACGAACGUGAAUGGAGCCGUUACCAACGGAGCUGUAAAGCGCAAGCGCGAUGCGGAUGAGGCUGAACUCGAGGAUGAGCUGAUUCGGAAGCGCGGCAAGGUCGCCGAGGAAUCGUCCAAGGCCAUACAGAAUGGAGACGCAAUAGUCUUAGAUGAUUCCGCCGACGGCGCUAUCGUGAUAGACGACGAUUGAGGAUUCCGACUUGAUUUCUACUUUCAAGAGCCGCUCUCAAAGAUUGAUCUUCACGAACUUUAUCCUCCAGUCACCACGGAAGCUUAGAGCUGGUAAAAAUCAUCACGACGAUUUGGUGGAGCCUCAUAUCUUGGAGAAGCGAUCUGAAUAUGCCUCACUCAUCUCGACUUGGCGCUCUGGGAUAUCUUUUCAAUCAUGUAUAUCAAGACCUAGGGCCGGAGGGAGUUUCACGUAGCGCUGAGACCGCCGUCAAGGUUUAUGACGCAGUUGUUGGCAUACUGGUUCGUAACCAGAAACAACGCUGCGUCUGCGAUUUCGUCUGCUUGGCCGAAUCGUCCUAAGGGUAUGCGUUGGAGCAUUUGGUGGCGGACUUCGGGAUCCAUACCU
Messenger RNA from Mytilinidion resinicola, 2345 nucleotides. RefSeq names its product putative ubiquitin-like activating enzyme. NCBI's taxonomy places the organism in Eukaryota, Fungi, Ascomycota, Dothideomycetes, Mytilinidiales, Mytilinidiaceae. The coding region runs from base 99 to 1958 and encodes 619 amino acids. The transcript has 5 exons. Gene Ontology annotation, cellular component: cytoplasm; SUMO activating enzyme complex. Gene Ontology annotation, biological process: protein sumoylation. Gene Ontology annotation, molecular function: SUMO activating enzyme activity. The record is from RefSeq and is a predicted model, not a curated record.